CACUCAUCGGUGGGCGGGGCCCGUCGUUGCAGCAGCAGCAGCAGCAGCUCACAUAUUUUUAAUUCCCUGACAGCAGGGACGCGUUGGGUAUUAAACAUUUCCAGUAAACACGCGGUUCCUCAGAGCGCGUGCAUGGGGGCAAACAGCUCGAGUCACCUGCCCCGCGAGGACGGGGACGGCGGGGGAGUGACGUUUGUGAAGGGCAUUCGGCUGUCGGAUAAAGUGAUCCACCGGAUGAAGGAGUCUUCAAGCGUCUCACAGAAGAGACGUUCACCUGAAACCCAAACGCCUGCGCCUCCCCCCUCUGCUGAUCACCUGAUACCUCGCCUGGCGCCUCCACCUCCGUCAGCGGAACCUCCUCCUCCUGUGAAACUUUUCCCUCCUCCCCCUGUAAAGUUUCACUCUCUACCCCCAACUUCUGUGGAGCCUCCACCUGUUGAGCCAAAAACUCCCCCUCUAAUUGAGCCCGUUGUCUCUCCUCCUCCUCCUCCUCCACAAGAAGCCCCGCCCACACUCCCAUCAGUGGAACCUCCUCCUCCUGCAAAGGUUCACUCCCUCCCUCCUGUGGGGGAGCCUGACGACCCGCCAAAAACUGCAUCUCUCACCAUCCCCGUUGUAGCUGCCCCUCCUCCACCCUCAUCUGCACCUUCUCCGCAAGUAGAAGCACCUGUGGAGCUUGAAUUGCCUCCUCCUCCUCCACCAGCAGCAGCAGCACAGGAGCCAGUAGUCCUGCGUCCUGCUGACUCCUUCACCCCACAUCAUGUAGAGCCACAGCUCCAGUCUCCUUCGGCGAUAAGAGAACACGUCUUCGAACCUGUUCUUGUACCUCCACCCGUGGAAUCGUCUGUAGCUCCACCUGUGGCUCCACCUGAGCCUUUAACUCCACUGCUGCCCUCUGAAACAUUUCCAACUACUAUUGAACCCGCUGCUGUAACUCCCUCUGUUGAAACAGUUCAACCUCCACCCUGCGUUCUAUUUACACCCGUUGAACCGACAGCACCACCCGGUCUCGUCGAUUCAGCUCUAGUUUUACCGCCGCCAGAGACGACUCGUGUUGAACCUUCAGUCCGACCUGCUGCAGUUGAAGGAGAAGUGCCUUCCCUCCUGGUUUUAGUUGUAGAUCCAACGCUUCCAUGUGAAAGGGUUGCUCCUCCUCCUCCUGAGCCGGUGGCAGCAGCCUCUCCUCCUCCUCCUGAGCCGGUGGCAGCACCCUCUCCUCCUUCUCCUGAGCCGGUGGCAGCAGCCUCUCCUCCUCCUCCUGAGCCGGUGGCAGCACCCUCUCCUCCUUCUCCUGAGCCGGUGGCAGCAGCCUCUCCUCCUCCUCCUGAGCCGGUGGCAGCACCCUCUCCUCCUUCUCCUGAGCCGGUGGCAGCAGCCUCUCCUCCUCCUCCUGAGCCGGUGGCAGCACCCUCUCCUCCUUCUCCUGAGCCGGUGGCAGCAGCCUCUCCUCCUCCUCCUGAGCCGGUGGCACCACCCUCUUCUCUUCCUCUUCCUGCGCCGGUGGCAGCACCUUCUUCUCCUCCUCUUGAGCCGGUGGCAGCAACUUGUUCUUCUCCUCCUCCUGAGCAGGUGGCAGCACCUUCUCCUCCUCCAGAGCUCAUUUUUGAAGAGCCCCCACCCCCCUGUCACUGUGUGGAGCUGGCCAUCAUAUCCACGGAUGCACCUGUAAGUGAACGCCUCGUCGAGUCUCCGGCACCGCCUCCACCCUCUCCGGCUACUCCUGCCGUGGAGCCCCCCGUGACCCCGCCCUUCCCCCCCGUUGUUGAAGAUGAAGCUUCUGCCUCCGGAGCGCCACCUGCAGCAGCCGCUCGCGUUCCCCCACCUGACGUGGCGGAGGAAGAGCUGAGGCGGAAGAUCACGGAGGAGAUGCGGAUGAGCCUGGAGGAGGAGAUCCACCAGAGGAGGCAGGAGCUGCAGCGACAGCUGGAGGAGACGAGGACUCGGGCGCGGGCGGAGGCCCGGGCAGCCGCUCAGGCUCAGGUGGAGGAGCAGGUGAGGAAGACGCUGGGGGCGGAGAAGGCGGCGUACGCCGAGAGCCUGAAGGACGCCAUCGCGGAGGAGCGCGCGAGGACCGAAGACGAGCGGCUGAUGGUGCAGCUUUACCGGAUGGAGCUGAAGGCUCAUCAGCUGGAGCGGAAGGAGGAGGAGUUAAAGAAACGAGACGCUCUCUACAAGGAUCACAUCGCUAAACUCGAGGCAAAGUGCACCGAGUUUUACAAAGUGACCGCUGAGAGCUUCAAAAAGGGCAAAGAGGAGACCCACAACCGCUUUGCGCGCUUUGACGUGCGGCCGGUGUGCGGUGACCUGCAGAGUCAGAUUUUGAAAUGCUACAAGGACAACGCGGGGAAGACUCUGACGUGCUCGCGCAUCGCCUCGGCCUACAUGCAGUGCGUGGACAACGCCAAGAAGAAUAAGUUGAGCCCCGGAGGUUAAUAACGUGGACCACUUGGUGAGGACGGAAGCUUCACUGCUGCAGCGACCAAAGGUGGACCGACAGAAUUCAACAAGUAGAUCCGGCUUUUCCUGGGGAAAAGUGGCACAUCCCUACACCAUAGUGAGCGGUUCUGGUCGCGGUAAUGUUAUAUUUUCAAUCACUUUUGGUCUCGGGAUUCAUCUUAAGAACCAAUUAUGCCAGAAAAAAGAAAUAUAUCUAUAUAUACAAAAUAUACAGUACAUUCAUACAUAAACUGAAUGAAAUCAAUAUGUUUGUGUGCCUUGAAGUUCUAAAAGCUAAUAAUCUGAUGCAUUAAAGAACUUUUUAAAGAGCAGAAUGUGAAGUGACAAACACCUGCAUGAGGUUAUUGGUUCUGUAAAUAAGGAUUUUCAGGUUGUCUUUUUUUCUGGUGCAUGCUAAAGAAAAAAUCUAAAUCUAAAUAAACUUUGUUGUAGAAUCCCAUAAUGGCUGAUGUUGUCUAGCUAAUUGUGGUCACACUCUUGUGUCAUUUGCAAACUAACAACUUUUUAAAGUUUCUGGAAUGCUAGACGUCCUACACAGGCUUUGCUCAAGUACCCUUAAGCAAAGCAUGUAUAGGACAUGCUUGGACAUGCAGUUUUUGUAUUUUGAUAUCAUAAUAAAGAACUUAUUAGUGAG
Pungitius pungitius (ninespine stickleback) is the source of this 3091-nucleotide messenger RNA. RefSeq lists its product as uncharacterized. The record is from RefSeq and is a predicted model, not a curated record. The coding region runs from base 133 to 2433 and encodes 766 amino acids. Gene Ontology annotation, cellular component: mitochondrion; MICOS complex. The transcript has 9 exons. Lineage: Eukaryota; Metazoa; Chordata; Actinopteri; Perciformes; Gasterosteidae. Gene Ontology annotation, biological process: inner mitochondrial membrane organization.